UUAGCAAGUUUCAGUAGUGUACAUGGUGAAGUACACUAGCAGUUCUGUAUAAGCGCCAUACUGUACCAUAUCACAGCAUUAUUUAUUUACAUAAUAAUUUAAGGAAAAAACAAAGAAAAAGAAUGAAGAGGAAUGAAAGGCUCUUGUGCUAUUAAUGUACCUGAAGGAUGUCAUUGUAAGUGGAUUUAAUUUCAUAUGAGAAAGCUGUGAAGAAAUCCUCGUUCAACACCAUGGCGGGUCCCCUUGAACUUUCAGAUCUCAAGCCUCCAAGCGAGGAUGAGGUGUUUUUUAAGAACUAUGUCCCACCAGCUCGAGAUGCCAUCCAUAUGCCUAUUCAUGUGUUUUAUAUGGUCCUGGCCUCCAUUGUCAUAGUCAUGACCCUCUACGCCAUCAUCGGCCACCUUAUCAAAGACCUACUCCAUGAUUUAGCAGAUUGGCUGUUUGGCGAGCAGCCGGAGGAGGUAAGGAUCAACUUUUUGGAGGCAAGGGAUAAGUUCAUGGCAGACUGGUGCCCAGAAACAAGCCCUGAGCUGGAGGAGCUGGCAAGAGCUGAGCAGAUCAAAGUGGUCAUGGAGAGCAGCAACCAUAAUCCAGCCAUCUGGGUCAUUUCAGAUGGGAGCGAAACACGUCCUCCACGUGCUGGACCCCGUGUUGCAUUUCAUAAAAACACAUGAGCUUUGUUUCGGCCUCUUAUGUUACUACUGUACAUAUGUACCAUACUGUGCAAAAGCACAUGUGAGAAAAUGCUGUAAAGCAUAGAUAAUAAUUUAAAAAAAAACUGAAUGGAAACUACACAAAGUGAAUAUCUCCCUUUGCUUUCUUUUAAAAAAUAGUAGUCUGAGUGACAUUUUGUCCCAAUUUUUAAGGAAAUAAGUUGAUAUGUUUUCCUUGAGCAUCUUGAAGGACCCGCUGCAGGUUCUUCUACAGACAUUGACUGUGACAAUUAACUUUUUAAAGCAAAAACCAGCAUCCUUUAUUAUGGGGUUUAUUUGUGUCUGAAAAGUAAUUUAUUCUUUGAUACAUUGCUUUCAGUGCUGCCACAUUUUGCUAUUUCUUUGUGCUUGGAAAUACUUUUGUACUGAUUCGCUAAUGCAGAAUUUAUAAAGUAAAGAUCUCUGUACAAAAUCUGUACCAAAAUAAAUACAGAGCAUGCCUAA
Silurus meridionalis is the source of this 1157-nucleotide messenger RNA. RefSeq lists its product as uncharacterized. Lineage: Eukaryota; Metazoa; Chordata; Actinopteri; Siluriformes; Siluridae. The record is from RefSeq and is a predicted model, not a curated record. Bases 231 to 674 code for a protein of 147 amino acids. The transcript has 3 exons.